CCGAGGGAGUCCUCAGUGCACACCGGGCAGCAGCGUCCGCCAAGCCCCCACCCCCACUGCCAGCAUGGCCAGCGAGUUCAAGAAGAAGCUCUUCUGGAGGGCAGUGAUGGCCGAGUUCCUGGCCAUGACCCUCUUCGUCUUCAUCAGCAUCGGUUCCGCGCUGGGCUUCAACUACCCGGUGGUGAGCAAUCACACGACGGGCCAGACCCAGGACAUCGUGAAGGUGUCGCUGGCCUUCGGGCUGAGCAUCGCCACGCUGGCCCAGAGCGUGGGUCACAUCAGCGGCGCGCACCUCAACCCGGCCGUCACGCUGGGCCUGCUGCUCAGCUGCCAGAUCAGCAUCCUGCGAGCCAUCAUGUACAUCAUCGCCCAGUGCGUCGGGGCCAUCGUGGCCACCGCCAUCCUCUCGGGCAUCACCUCCUCUUUGCCCAACAACUCUCUCGGCCGCAAUGGGCUGGCCUCUGGAGUGAACGCGGGCCAGGGCCUGGGCAUCGAGAUCAUCGGCACCCUGCAGCUGGUGCUGUGUGUGCUGGCCACCACCGACCGCAGACGCCGCGACCUGGGAGGCUCGGGCCCGCUGGCCAUCGGCUUUUCUGUGGCCCUGGGACACUUGCUGGCGAUCGACUACACUGGCUGUGGCAUUAACCCCGCUCGGUCCUUCGGCUCUGCAGUGAUCACCAACAACUUCUCUGACCACUGGAUCUUCUGGGUGGGGCCGUUCAUUGGGGGAGCCCUGGCCGUGCUGAUCUACGACUUCAUCCUGGCCCCACGCAGCAGCGACCUCACGGACCGUGUGAAGGUGUGGACCAGUGGCCAGGUGGAGGAGUACGACCUGGAUGCAGACGACAUCAACUCCAGGGUGGAGAUGAAGCCUAAAUAG
This is a messenger RNA of Elephantulus edwardii (Cape elephant shrew), 880 nucleotides long. RefSeq names its product aquaporin 1 (Colton blood group) (gene AQP1). The transcript has 4 exons. Gene Ontology annotation, molecular function: carbon dioxide transmembrane transporter activity; ammonium channel activity; glycerol transmembrane transporter activity. Gene Ontology annotation, biological process: hyperosmotic response; renal water transport; carbon dioxide transmembrane transport. NCBI's taxonomy places the organism in Eukaryota, Metazoa, Chordata, Mammalia, Macroscelidea, Macroscelididae. Gene Ontology annotation, cellular component: membrane. Bases 65 to 880 code for a protein of 271 amino acids. The record is from RefSeq and is a predicted model, not a curated record.